Ectocarpus sp. CCAP 1310/34 is the source of this 3916-nucleotide messenger RNA. The record is from the annotation of a GenBank genome assembly. NCBI's taxonomy places the organism in Eukaryota, Phaeophyceae, Ectocarpales, Ectocarpaceae.
GUGCCGUUGGUUCAGAAGCGCUCUACGCACACCACGGGAGGGGGAGCCACUGGUUGAGAGCGAGGAAAUCGCGUGAACGGAGAGCUGCUGUGGAUUGGUUUCUUCUGUCCGAAGUGUCCUGAUCUGCUUUUGUGUGCAAGCUUUAUUGCUGCUGGUGCUCGAGGGAAAAAAGGUCAAACUGUCCGACACGCCUGCCGCGGCGACAGACAAUAGCGCGGCGUCGGCUAGUAUGUGCGCUGGCGAAGAGAUGCCGUGGAUGGUCAACAAGUUCGGAGGGACCAGCGUGGCUAGCGCGGAGGCCAUGCGGAUGGUGAAGGACAUCGUUAUGGGCCAGGUCGAAACGCGAGGGGACGCGGGCAAGAUGGCCGUGGUCGUGAGCGCCAUGGGCGGAAAGCCCAAGGUCACCGACCUCCUGCUCAACUCUGUUGCUCUCGCGGCUGCGGGUAAUCGCGAGGGCUCUGAGGCUGUGCUGACAUCCAUCCGUGCGAAGCAUUCCCAAGCGAUCGAGCUGCUGGGACUGCCGGCUGAGGACAGCGAGCGAAUCCAAGCCGUGGUGGAGAGCGAUCUCUCCGAUAUCAGGGUCCUGCUCAAAGCUGUGCACCUGAUGAGGCACGAGGACGGGAAGAUGAGGGAGCUCGUGAGCGGCUUCGGAGAGGUAUGGUCGUCUCAGAUCUUGUGCGCUCUCCUCAACAAGAACUCGGAGGGCCGGCGUUUCUGCUUCUUGAACGCGAGGAGGGUACUGAUCGUCGCCGAUCCCCCGGAAGGAGAGGCGAUGUCGACAUCUCCCGGCCCGGAGAUAGACUGGGACGAGUCCCUCUCUAGGCUUGGAGAAUUCCUCUCGUCUGAGGAGGCCAAGAGCUGUCCCACGGGCAUCGUCAUCACCGGCUUUGUCGCAUCGACCAAGGCUGGGGUGGCCACCACGCUCCAGAGAGACGGGAGCGACUAUUCUGCGAGCAUUUUCGGGAAGCUUCUGCAAGCUUCGGCCGUGCAGAUCUGGACAGACGUGGACGGCGUUCUCAGCGCCGAUCCCAGGAAGGUUCCCGAAGCGAAAGUGUUGCCAGAGGUGUCGUUCAACGAGGCGGUGGAGCUGGCCUACUUCGGCGCCAAGGUGAUCCACCCCAAGACCAUGCAGCCCGCCGUCACGGCGGGGAUCCCCAUCCUCAUCAAGAACACCUUCAACCCCGCCUUCCCCGGCACGAGAAUAUUCACCUCCAGCACGGCAACCAAGGACAGGAGACGGUGCAUUUGCGGCUUCAGCACGAUGGACAACAUCGCCCUCCUUAACCUGGAAGGGAUGGGCAUGGCGGGCCACCCCGGGGUGGCAGCGAGGCUCUUCGGAGCUCUCCAGCGCGUGGGGAUAUCGGUCAUCCUGAUUUCUCAGGCAUCGUCUGAACACAGUAUCUCCGUGGCGAUAGAGGUGGCGGGGGCCGCGGCGGCGAAGAAGGUCACGGAAGAGGCGUUCGCCGUCGAAAUCAGAAGCGAAACCGUCGCCGUGGAUGUCAUCAGCCCGUGCUGCAUAGUGGCCGCCAUCGGAGACGGCAUGAGUCACACUACAGGGGUGUCCGGCCGCUUCUUCGAGGCCCUGGGGAGCGCCAGCAUCAACGUGCUCGCCAUCGCGCAGGGGUGCAGCGAGAGAAACAUCUCGUGUGUGGUGGAGCAGCGGCAGAGCGCCAAGGCUCUCAGGGCGGUGCACGCGGCCUUCCUGUUGUCGCACUUGACGGUGAGCGUGGGCGUGGUCGGGACGGGCACGAUCGGAGCCAGCUUGCUGGGCAUGCUUGUGGAGCAGAGGGAGGUUCUCCGCACGCAGUUUCACCUCGACUUGCAGAUCAGGGCGAUGUUGCUCAGCGGAACCCCCAUCAACCUUGCUCGGUGGAACGACUCCCUCAACGCCCCACCGGGUGUCGAAGAAGAGAGGGAAGGUAUGCGGGGGCUCGGGGCCAACCCGUGCGACUACGACGACGGGGCCAACGGCAGGGGGGACACCGGGUGCGCGCAGCCCCUGGACGUGCCGGCGUUCGUGGACUUCGUUAAGUCGGACCACCUCCCGCACUCGGUGAUCGUGGACUGUUCUACGGCCGACGGGGCCACGAGCGACCACGCUUCCUGGCUGUCGCUGGGGUUGCACGUGGUGAGCAGCAACAAACUAGCGAGUGGAGGAGCCCUCGGCAGCUACCAUGAGCUGCUAAAGGCUCGAGAUACCAGUCCCGCGAGUUACCACUACGAGACCACGGUUGGCGGAGCUUUGCCCGUCGUCACCACUCUGCAAAACCUGCGGAGCGCCGGAGACGAGGUGCUGCGGAUAGAGGGCGUCCUCAGCGCCUUCCUGUCGUACAUCUUCAACAGGAUAUCUCCUGGCCCUGACUGCAGCGGCGGCGGCGGCGGCGGCGGCGGCAAGCAGCACAAAGAACCCGUGGCGUUUUCGAAGGCGUGCUGGGAGGCCGCCGAGCAGGGGCUCAUGGAUCUUGGAGACGUGGUGAAGGAUCUGGGCUGCGAAGAUCAGAGGCGGGUGCUGCUUAUCCUGGGCCGAGAAAUGGGUCUGGAGCUGGAAGAAAGCGACGUCAAACUAGAGCCGGUUCUGGAUGUUUCCAACGAAGUAGGCGGAAGCGAAACAGUCGCGAGGGUGUCUGCCUUGGACGCGGAGAUGAAGCGGAGAGUGGAAGCUGCGAGGGGGGCGGGGAAGGUGCUUCGGUACGUCAUCAAGGUUGAGUGCAACGGUGCUAACGGCAGAGAGGAGGCGACGGCCGGUAUCCGAGAAGUGGAGAUGAGCCAUCCUUACGCCGGCCUCAAAGGAGCCGCCUUCUGUGUCAUGUACCAGACUAAGCGCAUGGGAGAAUCGGCACCGAUGGUCCUGCAGGGACCCAUGGGGGGGCCGGAGACGGUUGCAAGCGGGCUGCUGGCCGACCUGCUUCGCGUGUGUACCUCCCUGGGAGCGAGGGAUCGCGGACACGGCCACCUCAUGAAGAGCGCGAGUUCCGCUGGCCUGGCCGGCGCGUCUCGUAGCUGACACGACCCGGGUGCGAAUCACUUGCGGAACGUCCGAAUGUUGUUGGUAAAGGGGAUGGCAAUGGUUGUUCCCCGGGGUUUCAAGUUAGGGCUGUGCAGUAGCUUAACUGGGUGUGGCACGGCAAGUGCACGAGGUGGAGAAAAAGGCGUUCCUUCUUGUGUUGCUCGAGAGCGUCCCGCGCCCGGCUACGACACGGUAGGCAUGAUGGUGUUAUUCGGUGGCACCAUGAUGUAAAAAGCGACGCACCGAUGUGUGGAUGCCGAGUCGACCUCUCUCUCUCUCUCUCUCUCUCUCUCCCUUCUGCAUACCGUGCGUCUUGUUCUUGAGGGGCGUAGCCCCUGUCUUUUUUCUGGCAAGAGUCGUCUUUGGCCGUGACUUGGAGUGGAGACGUCUUGCCUUGGGUUCGGCGUGGCUAGUUUUUUCCCGCUAGCGCCCAGCAUUGCUGCUUGGUAUCUCAUGUGGAAUCGUUUGGGUACUUGUUUGAAUUUUUAUGUCCUCCGGUUAUGUGCCUUUCACCGGUGGCUCACCCGUACCCUACCUUCCUUUGCAUCGAUGUGGCUGUGUGUUUUGGGUGGGGAUAUGCCGUCGUUGGCCGUAUAUCACCCGCAGUCCAGUCUAACCGUACAAGUAGUACCGGCCAUGGGGGAACAAGCACGGUUUUCCAUUUGUGGAUUUGCUUAUUUGUUUCGCUUCGAAGUAGACGGCCUGUGACUACAGCAGCUAGCUGGACCCAACUCCGAUAUCGAGACGCCAUAGCCGUUACGAUCGUUUGGCAGGACGCCUGUUUCGAGGGUGACAUAAACCCAUCGUAUCGUUUCGUUUGUUUUUGAACGGCCUGCGUAGUUUGCUUCCGGUCUCCACAUUGCAUCAAGAGAGAGAAUGACAAUGACACACACACACACAGAGAGAGAG